Messenger RNA from Aspergillus mulundensis, 393 nucleotides. RefSeq names its product CFEM domain-containing protein. The coding region runs from base 1 to 393 and encodes 130 amino acids. The record is from RefSeq and is a predicted model, not a curated record. The transcript is spliced from 2 exons. Lineage: Eukaryota; Fungi; Ascomycota; Eurotiomycetes; Eurotiales; Aspergillaceae.
AUGCGCUUCCUCGUCCCUCUCGCUCUCCUCAGCGCCACUGCCACCACGGUUCUGGCCGAAACGGCCCAAGACCUCAUUCAAGACUCGCUCCCCCAGUGCCUGCAAAGCUGCGUCGGCAACGUCUUCGAGAACAUUUCCGGCUGUGACCUGAGCGACACCGACUGCCUGUGCAGCGCCGGUACCCCGAGCAGCGACACCCUCAGCACCGCGAAGAGCGACCUCACCACAUGCAUCACGAGUGCCAACUGCACCGCCGCAGAGACGCAGGAGAUUGCCAAAUUGGACUACAGCUCGCUGAUGGAUGAGGCCAAUAGCCUGUGCAGUGGUGCUGCCGCCGUCUCUGCCAAUGUCGUCCUCGCUGCUGGUGCCAUGGCUUUCGCUCUUUUCCUGUAA